Molecule: messenger RNA, 2734 nt
Organism: Chara braunii
Lineage: Eukaryota; Viridiplantae; Streptophyta; Charophyceae; Charales; Characeae
Source: the annotation of a GenBank genome assembly
UUCGUGCCCGACCUGUGGUACCUCCAAGACCCAAGCAGCGACUCAGCAAGCGGAAGACUCCAACAGCAUCAAGUACAGCAAUGACAGUACCAGUUACCACCGGAGUCCUUCCCGCAUGCCCGGUCCAAGGGGUCGGUGAGCCGUUGGCAGCUUACCUUCAGCAGGUACAGGCAUUCACUGAUGCCGUAGCUACCGCAAAGGCACAGGAGGAGGCAGCAGAGGCGGAACGUCAGCGGCUGGCCAGUGAGGCGGCAGCCCAAGCUCAGCAGACUGCUGAGGCUGACGCCGUGGUGCGAGAUAAGCGGAACGCCAUUUGCAUGGAGUCCUUGACUAUGAAUGAGAGUCAGUGGACGGCAAUGCUCCAAGGCAUGUUGUUUGUGCCUUCGGAUACACUUGCGGAUCCGACACUGGCGGAUCUGACACCGGCGGAGGAAGAAAGGAGCAACCUGGCUAACCUGAUGAUGAACAUGAUGCGCGCAAUCAUGUGGAACAAUACGAUGUUAAUGGUGCAAAUCCACGAGGGCAGACAGUUGCGACAGAUUCAGCAGAAUGAUUCUGCAGCCUUAACAGUUGCCGUUCGCGCUGCUGCCACACAUCAGCAACAACAGCAACAGCUGUUGAGCACCACCACCGCACGCGUCAAUACCAUCGAGGCUAAGGCCUUAGCAGCGCCAGGCUGCACGACAGACGAGACGAAGCAGAUCAAUGGGCACAUCCAUCAUGUCGUCAAACUCAUCGGCAAUAUAGGUGUUUUCAAUGGGCCGGACACGAUCAGUAGCACGGUGGCCGCUAUCAAGACGGACAUCACCAAGCUGCAGACGCGACUGGACGCCGCUACGAAGACGUACAAGAUGCCGCACUUCGACAUCAGCAAGUUCGACGACUACAACAAAUCGGACGCCUUGACAUGGUCGCAACGUUUCCUCACGGAAGCCUCAUGUCGCACGGUCCCGGUGGACGACAUGCUGAAGGCACUCUAUUUGCAACUUAUUGGCGGAGCGCAGGCAUGGAUGAACCAUCUGGCCGCUACCAACAAAUGCACCAUCGCCGAACUCCACACGCACAUCACGUGGAAAGAAUUCAAGAAGCUAUGGUUCACCCGGUUCAUGGUCCGCAACGUCGUGAAGGCGGCCAUGAACGAGGUGUACACCUGCUCUAAAGGGAAUAUGCCAACUCGAGACUCGACAACCAAGUGGCAGAAGAUAGUGACCACGUCAGGGUUUGAUUUGAGCUUUACCAAUCAACGAUCCGAGUUCUUCUUGCGAUCAUGCGCAGGACUGCGAACCGCACUCAGCAACGAGUACGAUUACGCCUCAUUCCAGGCUAUCCUGGAUCGUGUGAACUUGGUCAUUCAAACGGAUGACAAGGCUGCUAACGAACGGCAGUCCCAGCCGCACUAUGUGGCUAAACCGGCCUAUCAACGACCAGCACAUAACAAUGCUGUGAUUUCAGAAGAAACAGUCGAUCUCCACGCUGCAGCAGCAUCCUCGAGUGAUGGAGGAAUUGUAGCAGCGCUCCCGCCGAAGCGUCCCAAGAGAGUUCGGAAGAACAAGGCAACACAAGAGACGGCAUCGAUGGGAACUGAGCAGCAACCAUGGACGGCUUACAAGAUAACCAAGGAUGUCUAUGACCUUCGUCAAAAGUACAACUACUGCCUUUGGUGCAAUGGGGUCACUCAUGUGACCGCCAACUGCCCCGAGAAGGGCAAGCCACUCGUACUCCCGCCGGAGCUCGCACGACUCUUGGACAUCGGUUGGAUUACUAACCAGGGUGUUCCGGAAGAAAUAGUGAGCGACCGAGAGUCCGGCACGACAAUGAAGCCGAGCUUGGCUCGGCACCCGCAGACGGAUGGUCAGACGGAGCGAGCGCACCAGACCGCUCAGAUGAUGUUGCGUAUGCUCAUCCGUCCCGACCAAGAUUGGGUUGACCGGCUUCCCGACAUCGAGUUCGCCUAUAACACUUCGGUGCACCCGGCGAUCUGCGUCACACCAUUCGAGUUACAUCAUGGUGGAGAGAAAGCACGGAUCUUCGCUGAUCUCGUUUUGCCACAGGUUGUCGACACAUACAUCCCUUGCUCUCCCGCUUCCAUUCGGAAGUAUCAGGACUUGCUGAUCAAAGCCCGCGCAAAUAUGCAAAAGGCUCAGAUCCGCAUGCAACAGCAGGCUAACCGACGUCGACUUCCAUGUCCUUUCCGCGAGGGAGACCUUGUUUGGGUCCUCUCCGAGGAAUUUGCGCUCGAGCAGGACGUUUCGAGCAAACUCCUUCCGAAAUGGUCCGGACCAUGGGAAGUCACUUCUGUCGUUGGAGACGACCCCGCAGGUCCUUCCUUUGUGAUCAACAUUCCACCGCACCUUACAGUGCAUCCGGUCUUCCACGCGUCGAAGCUGGCCAUCUACACGCCACCUUCCGCUGACGAGUUUCCUGGACGUCGAUCAGAGGAUCCGCCUUCUAUGGACGGACAUCAGGAAGUUGACCGAGUCAUCACGCACCGCAAGUAUGGCAACAAGCCAAGGCAGUACAAGGUCACAUUCAAGCAAUGUGCGCCUGACGACACUYGGUGGAUCUCUAGUGCAGACUUGCAGACUUCUGCACCCCUGAUCUUCGCCAACUAUGAGAAGACACGACUUGCCAAGGCAGCAGCUCGUCCCACCCGACCCAUCGCGGUAUCAGACAGACAGCUCCGCCCUCGCAAGUAGCUCGGUUUAAGAGGGGAAAUGUGUUACAUCUUCAACGC